Molecule: messenger RNA, 922 nt
Organism: Drosophila eugracilis
Lineage: Eukaryota; Metazoa; Arthropoda; Insecta; Diptera; Drosophilidae
Exons: 1
Coding region: 175-804 (209 amino acids)
Source: RefSeq, a predicted model, not a curated record
GAGGUUGCGUUCACUUUCUAAAGAAGAAAUUCGAAAUAUUUAAGUUGAAUCGUGAAAGGUGAGAAUAGCCCGAUGGAUUAUGUGCGGUAAUCGCGUGACUAAGAUGGCGACAGUAACUAUUUAUAGUCUGAAAUACACAUCUUUCGCAUUUCAGUUCCCUUUAAACUUUCCAAAAUGCGACUUGUUACGAUCUCCUUAUGUAAGUUUGCAGUUCAUAAAGUGGUCCACGAAACAAUAAUCUUAUUACGAUUACUUUUAGGGAUAUUACCCAUAGUUUUCUAUAUGGUCCACGUUUCAAAUGCUAACCCACUUUUAUUUUUUAAGGAUGUGAAAUCGAAAGUGAUGAACAAAAUUUUUGGUCACUUCCAUAAUAAGUUUAUCAAAGAGGAUGCAAACGUAGAUUCCAUACCGCAAACUAAGCCAAUUAUAGAACACAAGGAGAAUGACAAAAAAGGUAACAAAUUUAUGGGCACACUCCUCAAAUUGUGCCAAUCGGAAAUGGGAAGCAAAGAGAAUGCAGUCUUAGAGGCCAUUGUCGGCCAAAGCAUUAACAAUAUUAACACGAUCAAGAACAACAUCAGCAUGCCCGAAAUUGAAAUGCCGCCCAUAACGGUAGUCAUUGUCAAGGAUCAGAAAUCGUUGGAGAAAUAUCAGAAGCAAGCCAAGAAUCCCAGUUCCAACGCGACCAUUAUAAUAAACCGCUCAAAGCCAGCACAACGUAGCAUGGCCAGGACAGCGUAUGCUCCCGACGUAAAGAAGUGCGUUCUUCUCAAAAUGAAGGAGCUUAAUGUAAUCAAAGAAUAAAACAAAUUUCUAAUUAGGUACAAUGUUAGAAAUGUUCCAAAGAAGCAGUUGUAGUAUUUUAUUGAAUUAUCUGAGAAAGAAACCUCGUAGGAAACCAAUUUUAAUCUCCUUAGACUUC